Molecule: messenger RNA, 1941 nt
Organism: Cyanistes caeruleus (blue tit)
Lineage: Eukaryota; Metazoa; Chordata; Aves; Passeriformes; Paridae
Gene: SHISA5
Product: shisa family member 5
Source: RefSeq, a predicted model, not a curated record
CCAACUGCUCUUCUUACUGGACAAUAUUUGAUAGUUUUCAGUGAAGAUUGUCAUGCAUAUAUUAGUUAUUUAGGCGACGUACGAUCUGCACAAUCCUGUCCUCGUUUCUGCUGUGGAUCUUGUGUGAAUCGAUACUGCUGCUCUAAUAUAUUACUAAAAUUUGACGAACAAAAUUGCAAUCAGCGUAAUCAAAGGAUGCCUGACAUAGAAGACUCUCUGAAAGCUUUAAAGAAGUUAAGCGAGAAUCUGAGGGUCUCUGACUCGCAGAUUUUUGAGGAUCCUGAUGAUUUCUUAGAUGCUCCUGACCCCAGUUUUGGAACCCUUAUUGCCAUUGGAGUUACUGUUUUUGCAGUGAUUGUCAUUACUAUUAUUCUGUGCCUCACAUGUUCCUGUUGCUGUCUGUACAAAGCGUGUCGAAGACCACGGCCUGUGGUGACCACCACUGCCACCACGGCGGUGGUUCACUCUGCCUAUCCCCAACAACCAGCAGUGCCACCCAACUACCCUGCAGCUCCAUAUCAAGGCUACCAGCCCGUGGCUAUCCAGCCCCAGCCGGGGAUGCCAGUGGCUCCAUACCCUGCACAGUACCCUCCUCCUUACCCCAUGCAGCCAGCAGGACCCCCAGCUUAUCAUGAAACUGUGGCAGCUGGUGCUGGAGCCCCUUACCCCACCCAGCCCCCUUACAACCCUGCUUAUGUGGAUCCUCAGAAGCCCACCCAUUGAAAAGCUCUUCUACUGUGCUUCUGCAUACAAAACUUUUCAGAAUAUAAUUUGUUCUGUUUACAACAUGCCACCUGUACUAUAUUUUUCUGGAAGACAACAAUCUUUUGUCUAAGUAGAGUGAAAAUCAGUUCGGUAUCUUCUUUAUUUUAAUGCUCCAAGGAAGGAGUAUUUUUCUUGCAGAAGUUAAUUUAUACCUCAAGCAAAUACAAAAAGAGAUUUUGUUCUAGAUACAAUGAGAGAAGUGAAGGAGUAUUUCAGAAAUACAGAACCACAAUACCAUUUGCUGUGCAAUAAUUUUGAGAGGAAUGGUCUAAAAUGAGCAUUGUCAAAUACCCAAAGCUGUAGCAAUCUUUUGCACAGUAUUAAAAUGUAAAAACCUCUAAGAAACUACCUGAUGCAUGUUAUGUAAGUUCUAACUGUUUUGAAGCUACUAUUGUUAGGUAAGCUAUCAUUUAAUAUCAUUUGAUUUACCAUUCAAAAGGGAAUUUUCCUUUUUUGCAACACAUUUACCUUUGGUAAGGGGUAGUAAGCCAUGUUUGUCUUUGAGCUAGUUCUAAAUAGCACGUUAUUUCCUUGUUUUCUGUUCCAGUUUUAAGGUGUUAUAACUCCAUUGGGUGUUAUCACUAGAAAUUAACAGACUCUCUGCCACUUAAUGGACCAAAUAGAUCAAAAGCUGAAAUCCUGAAAAUUCUUCAUAAAAAUUAUUGGGUGAGUUUUUCAUGUUUAGGUAGUAUUGGACAAGCUUACAGCCACCUGUUGCUAAUGAGUUUGGAAUUAAAAUCAGCCCCUUAAUCGCUCGUUAAGCAAAGGUACCUUAGCAUUCAGUCCUGCCUCAUCACAGAGAAGGAAUUUAUUUUACAGGAGAGAUGGGAUGUCAGCAGAAGAUUGGGGUUUUCAAAUGCUCAGGGUUUUUCCACUGUCUCUUGUGGGAACUGUAGGUGGCAGGAGCCCAAGAAUUACAGACCUUUAUAAAUCCAGUCUGCUUUGGAGUAACAAUAUGCUAGGUGAGGGGCUAGGUGAGGACUUUAAACCUCCCUUUUGUCUUCAACAUUCCCAUAAAGCUGAGCAGAGAAUGAGAAGUCAGGAAAAGGAAGGAUUUGGUCACAGCCAGGUAAUGUAUUUUUGAGAAGGUAAUGCUUUCAGUCAUGAAACAUCUUGAGACAUCCUCAGGACUGUUAACACUGCUGGGGCUUUAGGCUUUAUGAAUCUUUUAUUGCU